AUGGCCACUGCAGCGAAGGACCCACACCUGGGCUCAGGCCCUGAUGAGGACGACAUGUCUCUGUCGGGGGACGAGUCCGAUUCAGACAGCAUCCUCUCUGAUGACUCGGUGCUUCCAGACUACACGCCGGAGAUAACAGACGGGCAUGCAGCAUUAACACUGUAUCGAGCAUGUGCUCGUAAUGAAUCCGUCGCUCUGCGGAAAGUUCUGGAGAGAGGGGUUACAAAAGAGGAGGUCACAGAGCUGGACAUCAAUGGCUGGAAUGGCUUGAUGGUGGCUUGCUGCAAAGGUUUCGUGGACAUUGUAUAUGGGCUUCACACCUGUCCCUUUAUAGACAUAAAUCAUCAGGACAAUGACGGCAACACUGCUCUGAUGAUUGCAUCCCAAGCAGGUCAUAUCAACACAGUCAUGUAUCUCCUAAACUACUAUCCUGGUAUAGACACUGAAAUAAAGGAUUGUCGAGGUUUUACAGCCCUCAUCAAAGCUGCUAUGACCGGCCGCAAUGACGUCGUGGCUGCCCUUGUUAUGGCUGGGGCUGACUUACAUGCAGUAGACUCCACAAAAGGAAAAUGUGCUCGGGACUGGGCGCUGAAAACAGGUCGCUAUGAGACCCUUUGUCAUCUCCGCCGCCUUAAUAAGCGGCCAAAAGCUGUGCAGUUCUGUGAGAGUUAUAUCCCUGAGUGGCCUGAGCUCAAGGAGAGGGUAGCCAAGGCCACAGCUGGGAAAAGCACCACAGAAAAAAUCACCCAGCGGAUCAAAAACAGAUUCGGAUUCAGAUUUCCUCAUGACCCCGAGGACAACGGAGCCUUGGACCACAUGGUGCGCAUGACCACCAGUGUCCACAGUCCCCUCAUUUCAACUGGAUGCCGUCCACUCUGCCCUACAAGCCCUCCUGAAGUGGGGAAGAGGCGCAUGGCUGUGCCAGAGCUGAUGAAGAAACACACAGAUAAGGAAUUAGAAGAGAGCUCAGUGUGUCACAGCAACGGCUCAGUAUCAAACAUCAAUCUCACAGUUCACUCUGCAGAGUCAAUCUCUACAACGUGCUGUGUGGAGACUGGGCGGCGAGGCAGCAUCCUCUCAUUGGCUUCCACUAAAGUUACUACUGCAUUCAUUCCACGCAGUAUGGCGAGAAGGAACAGCAUAUUCCCCUCUGGCUGCAUCCCCAAGAUCGACAUCAGCAGGCCUUCAGAUGCAACGCCAAAGAAAGAAAAGAAGAAGAAGAAGAAGGAAAAGGGUUUCCUGGAACCACCCAAAUGGAGAUACAAGGAGAUCAAGGAUGACAAAAAGAAGGAGAAAAAGAAAUUUGUUCUGCUGCCCUGA
Messenger RNA from Perca flavescens (yellow perch), 1320 nucleotides. It is a transcript of the gene ankrd33ab, whose product is annotated as ankyrin repeat domain 33Ab. The transcript has 5 exons. The record is from RefSeq and is a predicted model, not a curated record. The coding region runs from base 1 to 1320 and encodes 439 amino acids. Gene Ontology annotation, molecular function: protein binding. Lineage: Eukaryota; Metazoa; Chordata; Actinopteri; Perciformes; Percidae.